CCAGCCCAGAACUCUUCUUGACGGUGCCAUGGGGUGGGUGAACCCUCGAAAGGGAAGAUUCCCUAAACACUGAUGUCUCUGAAAGCAUCCAGAGCACUGGGCCCUUGACAACAUGAGUAAGAAGAUGGACUCCAACUCUUCAUUCGAUUGGCCUCCCGUGCUGAAUUACACUGGGACGUACAAGUACCUCUACUUUGAAGGCAACGUCUCCUACGUGGAUUUCUACCUUCAUCAGCCUUCAGUGGCCGCUGUCUUCAUCGCCUCGUACCUUCUCAUCUUCCUGCUCUGCAUGGUGGGCAACGGGGUGGUCUGCUUCAUCGUGCUGAGGAGCAAACACAUGCGUACGGUCACCAACCUCUUCAUCUUGAACCUGGCUGUCAGCGAUUUGCUGGUGGGGAUCUUCUGCAUGCCCACCACCCUCCUGGACAACAUCAUCGCAGGAUGGCCGUUUGGGAGCCUGGUUUGCAAGAUGAGCGGGAUGGUCCAAGGAAUCUCAGUUUCUGCUUCUGUCUUCACUCUGGUUGCUAUCGCCGUAGACAGGUUUCGAUGCAUUGUCUACCCCUUCAAGCAGAAGCUGACCAUCUCGACUGCGGUUGUCAUCAUCGCCGUCAUCUGGAUCCUGGCCGUGGCCAUCAUGUGUCCUUCUGCAGUCAUGCUGCAGGUGCGAGAGGAGAAGCAUUUCAGGGUGAUCCUCGGCUACGGCAACGAAACCCGCCCCGUCUACUGGUGCCGGGAGGACUGGCCGAACCCGGGGAUGAGGAAGAUCUACACGACGGUUCUGUUUGCCAACAUCUACCUGGCCCCCCUGUCGCUCAUCGUUAUCAUGUAUGCCAGGAUCAGCAUUGCCCUCUUCAACACGGCGAUGCCCGCGGUGGGGAAACACGGCCAGGAGCAGCGGCACGGCGUGUCCAAGAAGAAACAAAAAGUCAUCAAGAUGCUCAUUAUCGUGGCUUUGCUUUUCACCCUCUCCUGGCUUCCCUUGUGGACUCUGAUGAUGCUCUCGGACUACGCCAACCUGUCGGAUAUCCAGCUGCAGAUCAUCAACAUUUACAUCUAUCCCUUUGCUCACUGGCUGGCCUUUUUCAACAGCAGCGUCAACCCCAUCAUCUAUGGUUUCUUCAACGAGAACUUCCGCCGAGGCUUUCAGGCAGCCUUUAAACUUCAGCUCUGCUUCAGGGAGAUGGUUCACAGGGAGGUGUGCUCUCAGCAAGGCCAAAGCAAUGCCAUCUUGCCAGCUGCCAACUACCCGGCACCCCGGGAUCGAGCUCGUCAGACUGCUCAGGAGGAGGAGAAGGCUGUUAAGAAAGGUAAUUGGGUGAAUAACCAGCAUGAUUUGAUAAUGGAGGAUCUAGAAGAGCCCUGCAACGACGGGAUUAAGUGAAACAUGCUAUGAACUACCCAAAUGAUUUAUGCCUCGUGGGGUUUGUUCUUUAUCUUGUGAAACUCAUGCUCUUUAAGCCCUGUCUGACAAUAAUGUCAAGAUGUUUCUGGUUUGAAGGAGAUACGCAACUUGCAUAAUAUCCAAGUGUUUGAUACAAGUAGGAAACCAAAUCCAACCCUUUGCAUUACCAGCUUAAACCAGCGGCAGGUUCCCUGCAGCCAGGGAUGACUCACUGCUCUCUGACUGGGCUGGAGCAAAGACAUGAUUAAAAUGGAUUACCUUCCAUUUAUUGUGACAUAAGAGAAAAAGAGAACUCUGAUUAUCAACUCGGAUACAAUUACUCCAGAUGCUUUCUGAUGAAGAGGAGAACAUUCAUUCAUUUUCUUCUGCCAGUCAUUGGAGCAGCUGAAACAGGGUUGUUCGAGCAGUAUUUAUAGUAAUA
Messenger RNA from Calidris pugnax (ruff), 1823 nucleotides. It is a transcript of the gene NPFFR2, whose product is annotated as neuropeptide FF receptor 2. NCBI's taxonomy places the organism in Eukaryota, Metazoa, Chordata, Aves, Charadriiformes, Scolopacidae. The transcript is spliced from 4 exons. Gene Ontology annotation, cellular component: membrane. Gene Ontology annotation, molecular function: neuropeptide receptor activity; opioid receptor binding; peptide binding. The record is from RefSeq and is a predicted model, not a curated record. Bases 113 to 1381 code for a protein of 422 amino acids. Gene Ontology annotation, biological process: regulation of cAMP-dependent protein kinase activity; regulation of MAPK cascade; regulation of adenylate cyclase activity.